Molecule: messenger RNA, 252 nt
Organism: Caenorhabditis sp. 36 PRJEB53466
Lineage: Eukaryota; Metazoa; Nematoda; Chromadorea; Rhabditida; Rhabditidae
Source: the annotation of a GenBank genome assembly
AUGAGAGAGGUGAUUCCAGAAAUUAAAUGGAAUCGAGAUGGUUUUCAGGGACAAGUGGAUUCGAUGGAACUCGCAAAAGCUCUGGACGAAGUGAAGAAUGCGGGUAGCGAGAGAAAGGAGAGCAGCUUCCGAUUCUACGCGUUCCUCGCUUCCCUCCUCGCGAUCGUCGCCUAUCUGGUCGCUCUGAUGAACCGGGAAUCCGUGUGCAACCUUCUCAGAACUUCCGAUACGGACUACUACGCGGCAAAUUGA